Molecule: messenger RNA, 825 nt
Organism: Lucilia sericata (common green bottle fly)
Lineage: Eukaryota; Metazoa; Arthropoda; Insecta; Diptera; Calliphoridae
Exons: 2
Coding region: 163-558 (131 amino acids)
Source: RefSeq, a predicted model, not a curated record
UUCUUAUUCGUACUAAUUACAAAUACAUAAGUACAUACGUUAAUAAACAAUUAGUUUACCCAAUAAACAAUACCUUUUUGUAAAGAGAAUAAAAUAUUAAAUUGUUAUUGAGCAUAACAAAAGCUUUUAAAGUUCGUCACGUACGGUAUUUUUUUUUUUAAGAUGGGUAAAAGUAGCUAUGAGAAAACAAAGAAAUGGAGAGAGGAGUUGAAAAAGGACGAAGAAAAAAUGAAGAAGUACCGGGAAAAGGAGGCUGCAAGACAGCGUAUCUAUCGACAAAAGAUGGCAAUUGCAGCCAAAAAAGACAAUAAGCUUCUUCAAGAAAAAAGAAGAAAAAAUCGCAUUCGACAGCAAAGGCGGAGAGGGAAAAUAAAUAACAAUGUAUAUAUCAUUAUCCCUAAAUCUUCUUAUAAAUGUAAACAAACUUUGGUGAAAGCUGUAAGAAAGGUAGAGAUGUCGUUGCCAAAGGACAAGAGUAAAAUAGUUGAAGUAAUUGAAGGUUUAUAUAAAAAAUAUGUGGAGCGCACAGUACGUGAACAGAAAAACACCUUGGAUUAAUUGAAAGUAUUUAGAACUAAAAAUUAUACUUCCGAGAUAGAAUAAAACUACAAGCUCUUGGACAAAAAGAUUAUACCUAUGAUGUGAAAAUAAUUUGGUUACUCUACAUUUUCGUAGAGAAAAAUCUGUCACAUACGAUAUGUUACGACAGAUAUUAAAUUUUAUUCAUUAUAAAAUAAUCCAAAAAAUAUUUUUUAAUUAAAAACAACGAUUUAUUAACCAAAACUUUUGAAAUUACAAACAAAGUAACUUUAGCAUUUUUUACAU